Exserohilum turcica Et28A is the source of this 4467-nucleotide messenger RNA. RefSeq lists its product as uncharacterized. Gene Ontology annotation, biological process: DNA-templated transcription. Lineage: Eukaryota; Fungi; Ascomycota; Dothideomycetes; Pleosporales; Pleosporaceae. The record is from RefSeq and is a predicted model, not a curated record. Bases 1 to 4425 code for a protein of 1474 amino acids. Gene Ontology annotation, molecular function: DNA binding; DNA-directed RNA polymerase activity. The transcript is spliced from 2 exons.
AUGGAGGCGCCGCGCACCACGGCCAAGCAGCAGGUCGUGGACCGCAUCCCCGCGCGCAUCAAGCACAUUCAGUUUGGCAUCUACUCCAACCAGGACAUUGUCAACCAGGCCGUCCUCGAAGUGUCCGACCGCAAUGUCUACGAUCUCCAGCCCGCCGCCGACAACACACGCACCCUCACGGCCAACGGGCCCAUGGACACGCGCAUGGGCAUAUCGAGCAAGCAGGGAAAAUGCGCAACAUGUGGAGAGGGCCUCGAUACCUGCAAUGGCCACUUUGGCCACAUCAAGCUUGCGCUGCCUGCCUUCCACGUCGGCUACCUGAAGCACAUUAUCGAGGUGCUCAACUGCAUAUGCAAAGACUGCUCCCGCGUCCUGCUGGAUGAAGUCGAGCGGCGCCGCUAUCUGCGCAGCAUGCGCCGCCCGGACAUGGACACUCUGCGAAAAGGCGCCGUGACGAAGAGAAUCUUGGAAGACUGCCGCAAGAAGAAGACGUGCCCCUACUGCAAUGGCCUCCAGGGCACUGUGCGCAAGGUCCCUGGCCAUCCGCUCAAGAUUAUCCACAACCGAUACGAUGCCUUCAACCGCUCCACAGCCAAGACCAAGAAGCCGCCAGCUGGCAAAACCGAGUUUGACCAGUCGUUUGAGACCGCAAAGUCCGCCAAUCCUGAUCUGGACAAGCACCUAAAGAAGGCUGUCGACGAUAUGCAUCCGCUGCGAGUACUGAACCUCUUCAAAAAGAUCUCGCCCGAAGACUGCGAGCUUCUGGCUAUGAUACCCGAAGAUGCGCGACCGGAAAUGUUAAUUUGGGAGUACAUGCCAGUGCCGCCCGUAGCGCUGCGACCGUCGGUCAUGCAAGAAGGAGGCGCAACGGAAGAUGACGUGACCAACAAGAUUGGAGACAUUUGCCAGAUCAGCAGCAUAAUACGUGCGGGUCUCGCACGCGGCUUUCCGCUCCAGAUCCUAAUGGAGCAGUGGGACUUUCUGCAGCUGCAGAUUGCCAUGUACAUCAACAGCGAUGCGCCGGGUCUCAAACAGCAAGGUCUGCAAAAGACUAUGCGCGGUUUCUCUCAGCGUCUCAAGGGCAAGGGCGGUCGGUUCCGACAAAAUCUUUCCGGAAAGCGUGUCGAUUUCUCCGGUCGUACAGUCAUUGGUCCCGAUCCAAACUUGAGCAUUGACGAAGUCGCGGUGCCGGAGCGUAUAGCCAAGAACUUGACGUAUCCCGAAAAAGUCACGCGGUACAACAUCGAGAAGCUGCAGCGGCUGGUCAGGAACGGGUCGAACAAGUACCCUGGAGCCAACUACAUACUCAACGACCAAGGCCCGAACAAGGAACGAGGCAAGAUCUCUCUCAUUGCCCUUUCGCGAUUCGAUACCAAGGGCGAACGUCUUGAGGGUGCCUCGAAACGACUCAAGAUUGGUGACAUUGUUGAACGCCACAUUGAGGAUGGCGACAUUGUUCUCUUUAACCGCCAGCCGUCUCUGCACAAGCUCAGUAUUCUGAGCCAUCGAGCAAAAGUACGACCGUGGCGAACGUUCCGACUCAACGAGUGUGUAUGUAAUCCUUACAACGCCGAUUUCGAUGGUGACGAGAUGAACUUGCACGUUCCACAAACCGAAGAAGCCCGAACCGAAGCUACCGAGCUCAUGGGCGUCAAAUACAACCUGGCUACCCCGAAGAACGGAACACCAAUUAUUGCCGCUAUUCAGGACUUUAUCACAGCAGCGUACCUCCUCAGCAACAAGAACAACUUCUUUGACCGACGCACUUUCUGCCAGAUAGUGAAUUACAUGUUCAAUGGCGAGGGAGCAUUCGACCCGGACACUGGCAAGAGGCAUCCCAUUGAUAUUCCGCCCCCAGUCAUUUGGAAACCGCAGGCCCUCUGGACUGGAAAGCAGGUCUUCAAUCUCCUGAUGCGGCCGUACAAGAAGUGCAGGGUAUUGGUCAAUCUCGAAGCUGCGUGCAAGCAGUUCAAAAACACGCCUGACCAGCCUCCUGACCUAAACGAGAACGAUGCAUAUCUGGUCAUUCGCAAUUCCGAGGUCAUGUGUGGUGUCAUGGACAAGGCCACGGUUGGUGACGGUAAGAAGGACUCGGUCUUCUACGUCAUGAUGCGAGAUUUCGGCCCCGACCAUGCUGUCCAGGGCAUGAACCGGCUCUCCAAGCUUUCUGCGCGAUGGCUCAGCAAUAAUGGUUUUUCGCUCGGUAUCAGUGAUGUGACCCCAGGAGAGAAACUCAACAAGAAGAAGCAGGCUCUCGUAGAGGAAGCGUACGCCAAGUGCGACAAGUUGAUUAAGGACUUCAAGGAAGGAAGGUUGCAGCGCGACCCAGGUUGCGACGAAGAGCAGACAAUGGAAAACAGGAUCGGUGGUAUUCUAUCUGGUGUCCGUCAAGCCGCCGGUGACAUUUGUUUCGAAGAGUUGAGCAGGUGGAACUCUCCUCUGCUCAUGGCCAAGUGUGGUUCAAAGGGAUCCAACAUCAACGUCUCUCAGAUGGUUGCUUCCGUCGGACAACAAAUGAUUGGUGGUGCUCGAGUCGCCGACGGCUUCCAGCACCGAACACUGCCUCACUUUCCUAAGGCUGCACGUCAGCCCGCCUCCAAGGGUUUCGUCAGUAACAGUUUCUUUUCUGGCCUGACACCGUCCGAGUUCAUUUUCCACGCUAUGAGUGGCCGUGAAGGUCUAGUCGAUACCGCUGUCAAGACUGCCGAAACCGGUUACAUGAGUAGACGAUUGAUGAAGUCUUUGGAGGAUCUCUCUGCACAGUACGACGACACUGUCCGAAACUCGUCUGGCACGGUCGUACAGUUCCAGUAUGGAGACGACAACCUCGACCCCGUGGACAUGGAGGGUAAGGCCAAGCCUGUACACUUUGACAGGACCUUUUCACAUUCCGUCACCUCGACUUGGGACAACUCCGAGCCUAGUCUAACGCCCCAGGAAGUCCGCGAAUACACCGAAGCUAGGUUGAAUACCCAGCGGAAUAAGUAUCCUAGGUACAUGUUGGACGGGGUGACGGAGCUGGAGUACCGCGACCAGACCGACAGGGGCAUUGAUCAGAAAGAGUCUAUGCGUGACUUCCUCGAUACCGUGCAAGAAUACGUAUUCAAGAGAGCGCAGAAACUGGAGAUGACACUCGCAUACCUCGGGAUUGUAGAAAAAAAUGACAGAAAAGGCAAGAAACAAUCAGCAGCCGACGCCGACAAGUACAGCCUUGCGGAUGGUAUCGCCAAGAUUUCGCAGAGCGCGCUUGAUACCUUUAUCACGCUCUGUUUGACAAAGUACCACCGUUCCCGUGUUCAGCCCGGCCACGCUGUAGGUGCCAUUGGAGCACAGUCUAUCGGUGAGCCCGGUACGCAAAUGACACUCAAAACUUUCCAUUUUGCGGGCGUCGCUGGUAUGUCUAUCACCCAGGGUGUCCCCCGUAUCAAGGAAAUCAUCAACGCCUCCUCCACCAUCUCGACUCCCGUCAUCGCCUGUGAGCUUUCCAACAAGGUGUCCGAAUCUGCGGCGCGAAUCGUCAAAGCGCGUGUCGAAAAGACUUACCUCCGCGAUGUCAUCUCCUAUGUCGAAGAUGUCUGGCAUCCGCAUGGGGCCUACAUCGCCAUGCGCAUCGAUUGGGACACUGUCAACCAACUGUUUGUCGACGUGCAGCCCCACGAAAUUAUCGCAGCCAUCAACGCCCACAAGCCGCUCAAAUGGGGCAAGGCUGGCGCAAACGUGCGCAUCUCCUCAUCCCUCAUUCGUGUUGAAGUUCCCGACCCCAACGCCGCAAAGAAGCGUCCCGUCAAGACAACACGUAACCACAAGGAAUACUUUGAACGCGUGCAGCAGGUCAAAGCGCUCAUUCCAGAUGUCGUCAUCAAAGGAUAUCCAGACUGUUCGCGUGCCAUUAUCAAGAAAGAAAGCAGUCCCAACGCGCAAGGUCAAUACGAAUGCCAGCUUCUCGUUGAAGGUUACGGUCUACGAGACUGUAUGACAACCCCAGGAAUAGAGCCCUACAACACAAGAUCCAACCACGUCAUGGAAGUCAAGACUGUCCUCGGUAUCGAAGCCGCGCGCGCAACCAUUGUCCGUGAAAUCGGCGAUGUCAUGGGCAACAUGGACAUUGACCCGCGUCACAUGCAGCUUCUUGCCGACGUCAUGACCUUCAAGGGCGAAGUGUUUGGUAUCACGCGUUUCGGUCUACAAAAGACACGCGAUUCAGUCUUGCAACUUGCUAGUUUCGAAAAGACACCCGAUCAUCUAUUCGAGGCUGCUGCUCGCGGUAAAACAGACACGAUUGACGGUGUCAGCGAGUGCAUUAUCAUGGGUCAAAGCGUCAAGUUGGGUACUGGUGCCAUGCAAGUCGUUCGGCCUCUGUAUCUCAGCGACAAGGAUUUGAGUGUUAAGAAAACAAUGUUUGAGGAUGGGUGGGAUGCCCUGUGAUGUUGAUGAUGUAUAUGAGAGGAGAAAAAAUUUGGCGCGAUC